CUUUAUUGUGCAACUAGGAAAGUAGUCCGUGUUCAUUGUUUACAAAAAAAUAUAUAUAUUCUGCACUGUCCUGCAUCAGAUGUAUAAAAAGUACAGGGUACUUAUAUAAAAAAGUAUAAUGGACAGGGAAACUGAGCUCUUCUAUCGACAGAUACCUAAAGUUGAGCUCCAUGCACAUCUUAACGGCUCCGUCGGCUUCACGACGAUGAAUAAACUAAUCGCCCGAAAGCCGCAUCUGAACAUCGAGUCCAGCAGGACGGCCAUCCACAACGGACAGCGCCGCACACUGGACGAAUGUUUCCAGGUUUUCAAAGUGAUCCAUCAGCUUGUUGAUUCCGAGGAAGACAUUUUGAUGGUUGCCAAAUCUGUUAUUGAGGAGUUUGCUGCGGAUGGAGUAAAGUACCUGGAACUGCGCAGCACUCCACGGGAAGAAACCAAAACAGGUCUCUCCAAAAGAAGAUAUAUUGAGACAGUCCUUGAAGCCAUCCAUCAGUGUAAGCAAGACGAAGUGGACAUAGAUGUCAGGUUUCUUGUGGCUGUGGAUCGCAGAAAUGGCCCUGAGGUUGCUAUGGAGACGGUGAAGCUAGCCGAGGACUUCAUGUUGUCCAGUGACGGUGUGGUGGUGGGACUGGACCUCAGCGGUGACCCUACGGUAGGGCAUGGAAAAGACUUUCUUCCUGCUCUUCAGAGGGCCAAGAACUGUGGCCUCAAGCUGGCGUUGCACAUGUCUGAGGUUCCUUCUCAGAAGGCGGAGUCAGAGCUGCUGUUGGAUUUGCCUCCAGACAGAAUUGGCCACGGAACCUUUUUACACCCCGAAGCAGGAGGUACAGACAUCCUCGUGGAUAAAGUUUGUAAGCUAAACAUCCCUUUGGAACUGUGCCUAACCUCUAAUGUCAAAGGCCAGACAGUACCUUCAUACGAAAAGCACCACUUCCAGUACUGGUAUGAGUGCAAGCACCCGUCUGUGCUUUGUACGGACGAUAAGGGGGUGUUUUGUACCAAUCUGUCUCGGGAGUACAGCUUGGCUGCGUCUACGUUCGGCCUCACUCGGGAAGCUGUGUGGUCUCUUUCCCAGCAAGCAAUUCAAUGCAGUUUUGCCCCAGAGGCUGUAAAGCAGAAGCUGGAGCAGAGGUGGGCGGAGCUAAGACCUCACAUCCUUCACUGAUGAGGAUGAUGCUCUUUACUCUCUCAGCUGCUCUGUAUGUCUGUGGUAUUUUAUCGGGGUAAUACGACAUGCUCGAGAUACUGAACGUAUUUGAAUUUAGCUGUUUGAAUGUUUGUAACUGAACACAUUUCAAAUGUUUGUCUAUAUACCUAACACAGACCUGACCUCUAUAACCAUGGAGGUCAGGGAUACAGGUUUAAUUGCUUCAGUGUUUAGGUCUGUUCAUGAUUUCCUGUUUCUGUAUCAACCCUAAUUUUUGGAUGUCAUAAAUAUUCCUGUGAUUUUGACGUUA
This is a messenger RNA of Tachysurus vachellii, 1457 nucleotides long. It is a transcript of the gene mapda, whose product is annotated as adenosine deaminase-like. Gene Ontology annotation, molecular function: adenosine deaminase activity. The transcript has 10 exons. Gene Ontology annotation, biological process: inosine biosynthetic process; adenosine catabolic process. The coding region runs from base 119 to 1165 and encodes 348 amino acids. Lineage: Eukaryota; Metazoa; Chordata; Actinopteri; Siluriformes; Bagridae. The record is from RefSeq and is a predicted model, not a curated record.